CUGGGAUCCAGCCUGUGUGAUGAUUGUCCACCUGAAUAUGAACUGGGAUUUAGAGCUGCUAAAGGAUGUAACACAGGAGUCACUCCAUUUCCAUGUACUCAUUGUGGGAAGAGUUUCAGUCAUUUAUCACAGCUUAAAAUCCACCAGCGCGUUCACACAGGAGAGAACCCUUAUCACUGCCCUGAGUGUCGGAAGAGUUUCACGCAGGUACAAAAUCUCAAGAGACACCAGUGCAGUCACACAGGAAAGAAACCUUAUAACUGUUCUGAGUGUGGGAAGAGUUUCACACAGUUGCAAAAUCUUAAAAUCCAUCAGCGCAUUCACACAGGAGAGAAACCUCAUCACUGCUCUGAGUGUGGAAGGAGUUUCACACAGUUGCAAAAUCUUAAAACACACCAGCGUGUUCACACAGGAGAGAGACCUCAUCACUGCACUGAGUGUGGGAAGACUUUCACUCUGUUACAAAAUCUUAAAACACACAUGCGCAUUCACACAGGAGAGAAACCUUAUCACUGUGCUCUGUGUGGGCAGCGAUUCACAUAUUUCAGUUCCUUGAAAAUCCACCAGCGGACUCACGAAAAACAGUAAUCUUAUCACUGUAGUGAAUAUGUGAAGUUUCCUUCACUAGCAAACCUUAAAAGAGACCAUAAAAUUCACACGCAAGUUCGGUCAGUGAAGGACACAAGAUAAUUCACAGAAUUACAGCCACUCAGGGGCACUAAACACCAGUAUUAAAGUUGAUUAAAAUACAGAGAUAUUUACUGAAACAAAAGAAUAAACUUGCUUGAAAUAGUGUUACUAUUUCAGAUGGUAACUUCAGAUCAAAAAACGCACUUGCAUGGAUGGAAUUUAUGAACUACUACGUCCUGUUUGGACCAUUCAUGAUUGUGGAAACCAUUCUGAUUUUGUUACAUCACAUCAGUAAUUUUGACUUGGAUAAAAAUCAAUGCUGUAACUAAAAAUACAGUACUAUCAAAUAUGGUUGAAGUAGUGACUCACAUAGCAACAGAAUGCUGACAUUUCACAUGACUCAGAUAUACUAAUUAAAUAUUACUAGACCACAUGGAAUACUCUGAAUUACUUGUGUAAUAAUAAAAUGAAAAAUAGCGAAACAAAUUGAACUAUCAUAAAAAGUGUCAUAAUGAAUACAAUACCAUGUGUUUCUGAUACUUAUUGUAACUUCUGUUCAAUAUAAUAUUACCGAGUUCUUGUAAUUCAUCCCAACCCUACUAAUAAAGGUUUUUACACGCAAACGUUGUCUCCGGAACACGGAACUUAGGCGUGUCUUUGUUAAAUGCAAAACGGCUUGGAAUUCAUCAUGUUGUUUGUGAACACCACAAGGCUGUGUGCCAUUUUGUUGUUUGGCAACAUAAAACCAGUUUGAGCUAUGAGGGGGAUGCCAUUUUGUUUUAUUAGUAACUUUCCACACGCUGUGAUCACCACAGGGAGGAUGCCAUCUUGUUUCAGUUGUGAAAUUCAAACACAGUGAUCAUCACGAGGAGGACGCCAUCUUGUUAUUCUUUAAUAGAUUCAUAUGCUGUGCUAAAUUCUGUUCUUCGCUAACUUCAGUUCUUCACUGAACCAAAGGUUGGAUACUUGCACGUUUUAGUGAGUUUUCCAUGGUGCACAGAUAUGAUCAAAUGAAUUGGUUUACAUUGGGUUUGAUGAUUUUAGCAUGGAAGCUGAGUUACUUUAAUAUGAUAUUAACCUUCUAAACCCUGUCCUGUAAAUUCCUAGAACACCUGCCAUCGUCUGUGUUUUUUUCAGUUGCUGCAGUAAUCAUAUAUAAACAACAUGCUCAAAUCGCUCUUCCCUAUACACAGAAGGGAUUCACUUAUGACCUGGAAGUGGAAAUGAUGUAUGUUCACAUUUGAACUUUUGAAGCUAUCUCUGUUUGAAGUAUACCAAAACAAAGAUGGAUGCGUUGGCAGUUGGUAUUGGGUAUUGAAUAUCUGAAAAUCUGUUUUAUUUGACUGUGGCUGGAUUGAUUUACCAAAAGUAGCGUGUUAGGUUGGUUGUAAGUAACAUUGUUACAUGCAAGCUUCAUCGUUGUGUAUGCAGUUAGUUUAUACUGACUUGUUGGAGGCUGGUAUGCUUGCAUUUGAAUCUCAUGGACCCAUUACUAAAUGUGACCAUAUAUUUGAUUAGAAAAUAAAGGACCCUGUCCUCCGUCCCCCGUCCCCCG
Messenger RNA from Polyodon spathula (Mississippi paddlefish), 2185 nucleotides. RefSeq names its product gastrula zinc finger protein XlCGF7.1-like. Gene Ontology annotation, molecular function: DNA-binding transcription factor activity, RNA polymerase II-specific; RNA polymerase II cis-regulatory region sequence-specific DNA binding. The record is from RefSeq and is a predicted model, not a curated record. The transcript has 2 exons. Gene Ontology annotation, cellular component: PcG protein complex; transcription regulator complex. Lineage: Eukaryota; Metazoa; Chordata; Actinopteri; Acipenseriformes; Polyodontidae. Gene Ontology annotation, biological process: regulation of transcription by RNA polymerase II. The annotation marks the transcript as partial.